CUCAGCAUCACCAUUAAUGAGCGAGAGAGCAAGCAGAGCAAAAAGAGAAAAAAAAUGAAAUAAAAGUCAAGAGAGAGACAAAACAGAUAGAAAGAGAGAGAGAGAACCCAACAUCAACAAGAAGUUGGAAACAACGAUGUAGUUGUGUCUCUCUGAUUGUGUCAAUCAAAUCUCCCUUCUUUAUAUAUAAAUAUAUAUAUUUUCUCUUUUUCUCUUUCUUUGUUGAGUUCCAUGAUUUUCAGGGCCUCAUCCUUGAAUCCAAUCUCUAGAUAAAAACUGCUCAAUUCUUCUUCUUUUUCUGAAAAUCAAAAUCAGAAUCAAAAUCCCAUUUUGAUUUUCCAGAGAUUCCAGAUUUGUUGCCUUUUUCUCGCCCUUUGUGUUGACCCCAAGACAUAUCUUUUUGUUUCCAGGUUAAUGAUCUUUGUGGGGGAUCUCUCAAAAUUAUGAUAGCUUAGUUCUUCCUUUUACAACAAGAAGAUAAUAGGAAGAAAAAAAAAGUAGCUUUUUAUGUGCAAAGGAGUCUGCCUUCUUUUUUAGACAACAGCAAAUACCAAAGAAUAAUUGGGAUGGAAGGUGAUGUGUUUUCAGGGUUCAGCAAUGGGACUCAAAUAGAUGGGAAAGUUUUGCACACAUUUCAAAAGAGUUUUGUGCAGGUACAAGACAUCCUAGACCAAAACAGGCUGCUAAUCAAUGAGAUUAACCAAAACCAUGAGUCCAAAAUCCCAAACAACUUGAGCCGCAAUGUGGGGUUAAUUAAAGAGUUGAACAACAACAUUAGAAGAGUAGUUGAUCUGUAUGCUGAUCUCUCAACGUCUUACACAAGGUCAAUGGAGGUUUCAUCUGAAGGUGAUUCAUCAGCUGGCACAUUCAAAUCUGAUGGUAAAGCUACUAGUCAGAAGAGAAUCAGAUCUGGGUAACAAAAAAAAAAACACAACACAACAAUAACAAAAACUCAAUCUUUAGUUAACAUCCUAGGUAAUUUGCAUUUGUAAUAAUGUAUGUGGAUUUGUUUUGUUUAUUAUAAAUUGAGUAUAGGGGUUAUCUUAUCUGUACUUUGGCUGCAAGUUUAAUUAUUGUUUAAGGUGAAUGCUUAACUCUGUCAUUAAAAGCAGUUAUGAAGCAUUUUCAGUUCCAUUUUA
Messenger RNA from Gossypium raimondii (Peruvian cotton), 1139 nucleotides. RefSeq names its product protein ELF4-LIKE 4. Bases 567 to 917 code for a protein of 116 amino acids. Lineage: Eukaryota; Viridiplantae; Streptophyta; Magnoliopsida; Malvales; Malvaceae. Gene Ontology annotation, biological process: entrainment of circadian clock; positive regulation of circadian rhythm. The record is from RefSeq and is a predicted model, not a curated record. The transcript is spliced from 3 exons.